AUGAAGCUUGGAAAAAUAGGAUUGAGCUCGUUUUUGGUUUCCAUACGCAUGCUUGGGAAGAUUAGUGCUUCUGGAGGAGGGGAUCCUACUAGAAAUUUACUUCGGCCUCUUUUUAAUCAAGCUGUGAGUGAAAAAGCUGAACAAGUUGUUCAAGGAGCUAACCAGCUGAAGGAUGAGAUGAUAAAGGAAGGAGGUGGAGGCUCUGGCGAAGGAAACGAGGACUGA
Molecule: messenger RNA, 225 nt
Organism: Encephalitozoon intestinalis ATCC 50506
Lineage: Eukaryota; Fungi; Microsporidia; Unikaryonidae
Exons: 1
Coding region: 1-225 (74 amino acids)
Source: RefSeq, a predicted model, not a curated record